Tuber aestivum (summer truffle) is the source of this 876-nucleotide messenger RNA. Lineage: Eukaryota; Fungi; Ascomycota; Pezizomycetes; Pezizales; Tuberaceae. The record is from the annotation of a GenBank genome assembly.
ACCCAUGGGCCAAGGCGAUUACGAAGAAGGAGAAGGAGGAGGAGAAGGAGAAGGCGAAGAAGUCCCCGACUGGCGAACCCAAGCUCCCUAUGGUUCCGGAAUCCGGCGAAAGCGAGUAGCUUUUAUCCCAGCCUCCGACUCACCCGAUUUCGAAACCGUCGCCCCAAAGCCGUCGAAGCUAACCGGUAGUGAAGCCUCAUCGCUCUACCUCUCGCUGGUAGGCUUAAACUCGAAAACACCAUCCGCAUCCACCUCGACGGCAGUUUCCUCCCCAUCGUCGGGUCCCGAGCCGUCAAAUUCCCCCAGAGAUGUGCCCGUCUGUGAGAUCUGCUCACUACCAAUCACGGACGAACACACCCAUGAAAAGUCUACAGCUCACCAAUACGCUCUUCCACACUCUCAUCCUCCGCACCAUUACGACAGGUCAUCGUUAGGGCUAAAAGUCUUGAUGGACUCUGGCUGGGACCCGGAUGAACGAAAGGGGUUAGGGAGGGAGGGCAAGGGGAUGAGGUAUCCCAUCAAACCGGUUCCAAAGCACGACAACCUGGGCGUUGGUGUCAAGCCGAAGAAGGGGGGGAAGAAUGGAGCGAAGCAGAAGGUGAGGAAGAUAGUUGGUGUCAAAGAGGCAAGAAGAAUGGAUAAUCGGGCAAAAGCCAGAAGGGCUAAUUUAAUGAAGGAGAUGGGAGGCGGGAUUGAUGUGGAGGCUAUAUUAAACGGAAAGUCGUGAUGAGGGGAAGGCAUAAAUGUUACAUCGAAAUUUCAUUGAGGUCUUGGAUGGCGUUUGGAUUACUUUGAAGAUGUAAAUUAAAGUUGCUCUUUGUUUCGUCAGAUUCUUGUACUGUUAAACUACCCUCCAUUUGAAUCCCUUCUCAGAAU